UUUCACUUCCUUGCUGGUUGGAGACUCGACCACAGCAGGCUUCUCCCUCAGAGGAGGAGACCGUGAGGAGCAGUUGGAACCCAUCUCUCUCUGCCUCUUCCCGUAGCACCUGGCAGGCGCUCAGGAGACGUGAGGAGCGCGAAUGGGCAGAGCAGAAUCUCUAGAAGGGAAGAUGAGCGCCCAGGAUCCUUCAGAUCUGUGGAGCAGAUCAGACGGAGAAGCUGAGCUGCUCCAGGACUUGGGGUGGUACCACGGCAACCUCACGCGCCACGCGGCCGAGGCUCUUCUCCUCUCCAAUGGAUGUGAUGGAAGCUACCUUCUGAGGGACAGCAACGAAAAGACCGGGCUGUACUCUCUCUCUGUGAGAGCCAAAGACUCUGUCAAACACUUUCAUGUUGAAUAUACUGGAUAUUCAUUUAAAUUUGGCUUUAAUGAAUUUUCAUGUUUGAAGGAUUUUGUCAAGCAUUUUGCAAAUCAGCCUUUGAUUGGAAGUGAGACAGGCACUCUGAUUGUUCUGAAACAUCCCUAUCCAAGGAAAGUGGAGGAACCUUCCAUUUACGAAUCCGUCCGGGUUCACACAGCAAUGCAGACAGGAAGAACGGAAAAUGACCUUGUGCCCACUGCACCUUCUCUGGGCACCAAAGAGGGUUACCUCACCAAACAGGGGGGCCUGGUCAAGACCUGGAAAACAAGAUGGUUCACAUUGCACAGGAAUGAGCUGAAAUACUUCAAAGACCAGAUGUCACCAGAACCAAUUCGGAUCCUAGACUUAACAGAAUGUUCAGCUGUACAAUUUGAUUAUUCACAGGAAAGAGUAAACUGUUUUUGCUUGGUGUUUCCAUUCAGGACAUUUUAUCUCUGUGCAAAGACAGGAGUAGAAGCUGAUGAGUGGAUCAAGAUAUUACGCUGGAAACUGUCUCAAAUAAGAAAGCAGCUCGACCAAAGGGAAGGGACAAUCCGAUCUCGGUCGUUCAUCUUUAAAUAGACCUUCCUUGACCAAGGAUGCCCUGACCCGGGAGCAGGGCGGAACGGUCCCUGAUGUUGUGAUCCACAGCAGGCUUCAGAAGAAGGCUGACUAAGGAUUUUUCUUUCGAAACAAACCAAAAGCACAUGCAGAUUUGGACCUUUUGGAACCCACCACGUUUGCUCACGCACGGGUCACUGCUUGCCCUUCAGGACGUUGUCAUCCCCGUGAGAAUACCAAAGCUAUCAUCCUUCUGGUGGAAGCCGAUGAAGCACCGACCCGGGCGUGCUCACUCUUAGAACACGCCACAGAAGAUAAAGGGGUUUUGUUUUCCCUCACUGAGGUCACUGAGCUGCGUGGCGCUAGGUGCCGGGCGUCCCGUUCUGCGUCACGGUCAGUUCCUGCGACACCCAGGUUGUGCUACCAACCAGGAAGGGAACAGCUCCGUGCUUUCUUUGGCUGCUUCUACAGAAAGCAUAUAGAAAUAGCCAACACCAAAGACUGAGGGUGGGGGGCAGGGUUAGUUCUGCUUUUUUUUUUUUUUCUUUAUACAGAAAACCAAACAAAACUACAAUGGGAAAUUUCUUUUCUCUUUGUAACAGGCUCAGAAAUCUAGUGGGUCCUUCCUUCCCUUCUAAUGACAAGCCUGUGAGAAGUACGUGUCCUAGAGACACUUAGGUGGGAUGAGAAAGGUAAAGGAAGGUUAAAACCUAAAAAACAUCUCUUAAUCAUUUUGUGGGAAAUGUUUUAAAGAGUAAGAAAACAUAACUGGAGGAAAGGCAAUAACAUAGUAGAUAACUUGUAGUUUAAUAGUAACAGUGUUAUCAUUCUUGUAACUAGAACAAUAAUAGAGUACUUCUAAGCACUCAGUUGUCUUCAUCCAACAGACCGAGAGGCUUGUCAAGCGAGUGUGUGGUGACCGUCCCUUCCCCGGGGCGAGCUGCAGGCGUUGGCCUGGGGCAAGUAGGAAUGAACCCCUUGCCCUGAGGUCGCACAGCGCCCUGCACCUUAUUCAAGACCAACUUCCGCGGCCAGCUGAAGGCGCAACACCUUGGCCAGCUGAAGGCGCAACUGCCUGAAAUGAACAAUGAUGUGCGAGGCCGCAUUUUCAAAUUAGAAUACGAGGAUUGAAAUAGGUUAACAAUGAACUGGCAUCCAGAGCUCAAACAGAUUCUAACCCCUUCUCUUAUCUUUAUUAAUACUGUUUUUUUUUGUUUUGUUUUUUUUUUUUUACAUAGAAGUUGGAAGGGAAAUAAGAGCGGAGGAAGACCCCAAAUACAAAAGAUUACGGUGUAUGGUGCGAGGCUAGGAUAGAACACUGCUUUUGCCGUUCCAAAUGUGUACCUUGAUGAAUAAGUUUCUUCUGUUACUUAAACAUCUAGGACUCAGAGAUUACAUACACUCUUGUGUAUUUCAACAAGGUCUUUCAUGUAUACUGUUGUUUGUAUCAUAUGAGAUAAAGCAAAUGGAAACUUAAAAAUGCACUAUGUCAAGUUCACAAAGUAAGCAGUUGCAAAUGAAUCCUCACUGAGACAUGCGGGUUUAUGUUUUAUUUUCUUAGAACAAAGAGUUUUUCUUUAUGUAGGUAAUAUCAUUCUUAUUUUUUUGUA
Hyaena hyaena (striped hyena) is the source of this 2574-nucleotide messenger RNA. RefSeq names its product dual adaptor of phosphotyrosine and 3-phosphoinositides 1 (gene DAPP1). Bases 143 to 985 code for a protein of 280 amino acids. Lineage: Eukaryota; Metazoa; Chordata; Mammalia; Carnivora; Hyaenidae. The transcript is spliced from 9 exons. The record is from RefSeq and is a predicted model, not a curated record.